Molecule: messenger RNA, 459 nt
Organism: Geodia barretti
Lineage: Eukaryota; Metazoa; Porifera; Demospongiae; Tetractinellida; Geodiidae
Source: the annotation of a GenBank genome assembly
AUGAAGCCCCGCAGAAUGCGGCGGCGCUUGCCGCGCUGCUGCGCAGCCGACGCAACGAUCUGGAACAGCCUGCGCUCGCUCAAGUGCCCGAGAUCGGCCAGGUGCUCGCGCGGCUUGCAGCAGCCCCCGGUUGCCUGCUGGCCCGCAUGUCCGGCUCGGGCGGCACCUGUUUCGGCCUGUUCGAAGACGAGGCGGCGGCAGCCGGCGCGGCGGGCGCCAUCGCUCGCGAUCAUCCGGCCUGGUGGGUGCAGCCGACACGGCUCGUCCACGAUGCGGCAGUACGAGUUAGCGGGAGUCGAAGCGAUGACGAGAGAGCGGCAGCACGCAGCCGACGGCGCAGGAUGUCCGGGACCUGCUGGCCUUCUUGCCCAAGCUCUAUGCGGACGGUUUCGUGCCGAUCAAGCGCGUGCACAGCAAAGACGAGGACGGAGUCAUCGCCUUCCCUUGGCCCGAGUAUGA